Molecule: messenger RNA, 2127 nt
Organism: Pieris napi
Lineage: Eukaryota; Metazoa; Arthropoda; Insecta; Lepidoptera; Pieridae
Product: sodium- and chloride-dependent glycine transporter 2-like
Exons: 12
Coding region: 90-1769 (559 amino acids)
Biological process (GO): sodium ion transmembrane transport
Cellular component (GO): membrane
Molecular function (GO): glycine transmembrane transporter activity
Source: RefSeq, a predicted model, not a curated record
UGCUCUUAGAAUUUCCCAUAUUGUUUUCGCUAAGCAGUCACUUCCUCAAUUCAGUGGUCAACGGUAGGGUCAUAAUCGUAGUGUCAGUCAUGGCAGGGGGUCCACACGAGCGUUGGAGUAAUCAGGUCGAGUAUUUGUUAUCGUGUCUGGGAUAUGCUGUAGGUAUUGGUAAUUUGUGGCGAUUUCCAUAUUUAUGCUAUCGUAAUGGAGGGGGGGCAUUCUUAAUUCCAUAUCUUUUGACAUUAUCAAUAUGUGCGAUUCCUCUAGUCUAUUUGGAGACCACGUUGGGCCAGUUCGCAAGUGCAGGAUGUAUUUCUGUUUUCAACAUUACUCCAUUGUUCAAAGGGGCCGGAUACACGAUGGUCGUUUUAAACGUAAUAGCCGUUAUAUACUUCGCGGUGUUAAUGGCAUACCCGAUACUGUACAUAUAUCACUCCUUCAGCUCGCCACUACCUUGGCAAGAGUGUGGGAAUUCGUGGAACACGGAUAGAUGUGCCGAGAUAAAUAGUAAUUCUAGUUUGUUACUUAAUGGAACUGCUAAGACACCGGAAGAUGAAUUCUUUCACAUACGACUUCUACAAAUGUCUCCAAAUAUCACCCAAAUUGGUGGAAUCGUGUGGCCAGUGUUUUGGUGCAAUUUAAUCGCCUGGAUACUAGUUUACCUUAGCAUUAGUAACGGCGUGAAAAGUGUUGGAAAGAUUGUUUAUAUAACGGUUUCGUUUCCAUAUAUCGUCCUACUUGCUUUAUUAGUGCGGGGAACAACAUUGCCAGGGGCUUGGCAGGGUAUAUUAUAUUACGUAUUGCCAGAUUGGAGCCAAUUAUGUAAAUCGAAGGUAUGGGUUGAUGCUGCUACCCAAGUUUUCUUCUCAGUGGGGCCGGGAUGGGGUGGACUAGUUAGCAUGGCUAGUUUCAACAGAUUUAAUUACGACAAUUUACGGUCCUCAAUAAUUAUACCGGUGGUGUGUUGUGGUACCAGCAUUCUGGCUGGCUUUGUGGUAUUCUCCGUUCUAGGUUUCGCUGCCGAGCGAGCUGGUGUGCCAAUAGGAGAAGUAGCUACAGCUGGUCCAGGGUUAGCUUUCGUGACGUAUCCAGCAGCAGUCGCAAUGAUGCCAGCACCUAACUUCUGGGCUAUCAUAUUCUUUAUAAUGCUGUUCUCUUUGGGAAUCGAUUCCAUGUUCGUCACCAUAGAAGCGGUGAUUUCUGGUAUUCUAGAUGAGUUUCCCCAGCUAAGAACAAAGAAAAGGAUAAUAACAUUUGUCACGUGUGUUUGUUUGUUCUGUUUAUCCAUCAUUUGUACUACGAGGGGUGGAUUGCAUAUCGUUGAUCUCCUAGACGCCCAUGUAGCCAUUGUAAGUGUGCCUUUGGUGUGUUUCUUGGAACUAAUAGCGGCUGCCUACUUGUAUGGACCUAAAAACACGGCCGCAGAUAUGGAAUUCAUGACGGGACGACCUUUGAAAAAAAUAUGGAUGGUUUUAUGGCGAUAUGUUGUACCGACGAUUUUAUUGAUAAUGAUUGCAUACUCUCUAAGCCAGGCAUCAGGUAUAGCAGGAUGGUUCGUCGCUCUGAUCGCUGUAGUCUUCGUUCCAAUACACGCAGUCCGACUUCUGUUUAAAACUAAGGGAUCCUUUAAACAGAGACUUCGGUCAUGUUGUCAACCGAAUAAUUUGUGGGGUCCUGCGGAGCCGGAUAUCCGGAUUUGUUGGGAGGCUGCAAAACGUCAGACAUUCCCUCUAGAAGCCACAUCUAAUUGUGUACAAAGAAAAAAUUAAAUUGUAUAAAAAAUGUUUCCCUAAUUUAUGACAGCAAACUCUAACUAAUAAGAAAUUUACAUUUUAAUUCUAGCCAUGUUAAGGGCAAUUUACAUACAUUUCUAAUAAAAAAACUUUAAAUUUUGUAUAUUAUUUGGACGUAAUGGACCGGAUAUAGCGGAGCGGUAUUCUCCUGUGGAUCAUAUAAACUAUGUGUGGUUUUGGAACCACAAAUCAUUAUAUGUUUAGGAAAUAAAAAAAGUAAAUAAUUUCAUAAAGAAGGUAUUUAAUUAUCCCAAGGGAACUACUGAAUAAGACUUGUUCUGUUCUCAUAAGAACCUAUUCUUUAAGUUAACAAAGUUGGUAUAGAUACUUUUCU